AUGAGCGGAUCAGCUGUCGAUAGAGCCUUAGAAUUAGGUACAAAAUAUUUCAAAAUCCAGGAUUAUAAAAAUGCCAGAAAUGUCUUUUCGAAAACAGUUAAAUUGAUCCAGAGUUGCAAUGAUGAGGAUACUGUUAAAUUUCGUGAAUCUUUGGGUUUAACCUCUCACACAUUUACCAGUUCUAAUGGGAAACCCAAAAAGAUAGUAGUUCACCCUAGAUAUAUAAAACUAUUAGAUAAUCUCUCAGCAACCUGGGAAAAGAUGAACGAACUCUCAAAAGCUCUAAAAGUUGCAGAUAAAAUGAUUGAGAAAGAAUCAUAUAACCUAAAAGGUUAUAUACGGCGUGGCAUCUUAUUACAGAAGCUUGGUAAGGAAGACGAUGCAUAUAAAAAUUAUAAAAUGGCAUUAAAGAUGGCAAAUUAUGGACAUGAUUCCCUGAAGAUGGAUUAUUCUCCUAAAUUUCUUGAAUUUGUACAGAACAAGAAACGAAGUAUUAAGGAAAAUAUGAUGAAGUUAAAGAGGGAGAAAAGUAAUCUAGAGCGCAAGCGUGUAAUUAUUGAUCCCAUAGAAGAGCACAAGCAAAUUAAAAAAAGCAAGGUUAUUCAGGUCAGCGAAGUGGAAGAAAACGUAGGAAUAGAUUUUAUAAAUGAUUUGCCCAUGGAAUUAUUACCAUACAUAUUGUCUGGUUUCAAAACAAGUGAACUUUUUAGACUAAUGACUGUAUCUAAAGCUUGGUGUAAGAGGAUUCGUUUCUGGUCAGUAUUGUUUAAUGUAUUCAAUCUCAGGAGAGUAACUUACAAAGAGUUCUCUCAAUUUAUUAUUUUUAUCCAGAAAAUUUCAUCAUCAAGGUACAGUAGUAUUAAGGAUUUAACCAACCCUGAUAUACAAUAUGAUAAUAAACAUUUUAUCAAAUCCAUUACGUUAUCGUCAAGAUUACCAUCUGAAGAGAAAAAAAUGCUAAAUAUGUUCUUUAUGAAUUUACAGAAUUAUAGUACUGAUAAACUCAUUGUCUCAACUGUGCAGGCUUCUAUCUAUGAACUAUCAAAAUACGUUAUACCAGACGAUACUUUUUGUCGUGGUGUGAAAGAUCUCUCUAUAAUUACAAUGCUUCGGGCUGAUAAACCUGGUGAUGUUGAAUUUUUAUCAAACUUCCAGAGUUUGAAUAAUUUAGAACUUAUUUUUAAUGGCUCAUUAGUUCCGGUUACGUCCAGUUUUAAUUCAAAUUCAAAUUUGACAAAUUCAAGAAUUUUAAGUUUAAACCCAGCAUGGAGCUCUAAUUUGAGAAGUCUACGAAUAAUAUGUGACCAAAAUAGGGUUAAAUCAUUUCCGAUGGUCUCUUUUUUGCUAGCAAAUUCACCGUUGAAUUGGUCCUCUCUGAAUAAAUUGUGCAUAUCUGGUGUAACUUUUGAUGAUACAGUUAUUGAUUUUCGAUGGUUGUUACAGUUCCAAAAUGUGGAAGAUUUAUGGUUAGAAAAUAAUAGAAAUGGGAGAUUUGCGUCAUUUUUGAAACUUUUAAAAGAAAAUCAUGUUUUCAAGAACUUAAGAUCUUUAACUUUUAGAGAAGAUAUUAAUAAUGGAAGGUGUGAUGUAGAUGUAACCGACUCUUCCAGCAUGUAUAAAAAGAACUUUCAAAAUAUCAAUAUAUUAGAUUUGAUGAAUACAUGCAUCUCAGGUUCGGGUCUGUAUAAUCUUACUAGCUUUAUUGACACAGAUAUCUUGCAAAAGUUAAAUAUCGGCUUCUGCUCAUAUAUUGGAUUCUCGAAACAAAGUCACAUAAAUGAUUUGAAUAAUAUAUCUACUGAAAUGCGUUUUUUUGAACGUAUGAAGAACCUGAAAGAAUUAGACAUUCAACAGAUGGGGUCAUUGACUGAUAACAGUGUGUCAGCAUUGAUAGAACAGAUUUGGUAUCUGAAUAAUUUAACUAAAUUGGAUUUAUCAUUCAAUCAGUCAAUAGGAGGUUCGUCAGUAUUUGACCUAGUACGUGCCAUAAUUAAAAAUAAUGGAAAUAAACCAUUACAUAGUUUAAUGUUAAACGGAUGUCCGUCAGUGUCCCAUGUUACAGUAAAUAUGAUGCGUAGCAAAAAAUUGGUUACAAAUAUGGAAUGCGUUUAUGAAAGGGAAAGUUGGGAACGAUUCGGAGUUAAUUCAUUUAAAUAUCGUAUUUAA
Molecule: messenger RNA, 2166 nt
Organism: Maudiozyma barnettii
Lineage: Eukaryota; Fungi; Ascomycota; Saccharomycetes; Saccharomycetales; Saccharomycetaceae
Gene: DIA2
Product: DNA-binding SCF ubiquitin ligase subunit DIA2
Exons: 1
Coding region: 1-2166 (721 amino acids)
Molecular function (GO): Hsp90 protein binding
Source: RefSeq, a predicted model, not a curated record